GUCCGUCGGGGUGUCACGACGCGACGUUCUUCCGGGCGUGAACGGAUUGGCCGUGGUCUGGCCAUGCAAGGCUUCACAUGCUCUCACAAUAGAAUGAGAGCCUUCAAUACUAAUAUACAGCAUGCGACUCGAUUCACGGUGCUCAGAUCGACACGCAGAUCGACCAACCUAUUCUCAUCGUUGUACUCUGCUGCCAACACUACAGGCUCUCGGAUUGCUGGACUCGCUCUCGGUGAGCCAACACUGCUGCUGCACACGCGUUCCGUGGAAGAAUACUUGCUGCAGUCUCCCAGUCUCCCCACUCGGGUAGAAAGACAUGCCCAGCUCGCAGCCAGUCUUCGUGCAUACCUGAGGGGGUCUUAUGGAUCAAUCUCAGCGCUGCCCUAGAAUAUGUCAAGCGCCAGAAUCGGCCGGAGUGAAACCCAUAUGACGAGUACCCGUGCGGCAGCGCUUACGAGGACGAAUUGAAGCAGGGGCAUUGUUCGAAAAGGCGCAAGAAAGUAACAUGAACUGCAUGCAAUACACGCGCAACACGCCGAAAUAGCGGGCGAUAGCAGGGGUCGUAUGGCAAUACCAACCGACCGGGAGGCAAACUCUGAUUCGAAUCCUCGAUUUGAAUUCCCUGAACAUCGACGAAUCUCAACUGGUCGUACUAGAGACUAUCAUA
Messenger RNA from Sphaerulina musiva SO2202, 667 nucleotides. RefSeq lists its product as uncharacterized. The transcript has a single exon. Lineage: Eukaryota; Fungi; Ascomycota; Dothideomycetes; Mycosphaerellales; Mycosphaerellaceae. The record is from RefSeq and is a predicted model, not a curated record. Bases 64 to 387 code for a protein of 107 amino acids.